Rotaria sp. Silwood2 is the source of this 1576-nucleotide messenger RNA. NCBI's taxonomy places the organism in Eukaryota, Metazoa, Rotifera, Eurotatoria, Philodinida, Philodinidae. The record is from the annotation of a GenBank genome assembly.
ACGGUAUGUUUCUUUUGCAAACUAAUUUUACUAAUCUAACUAUUGAAGUUUAUUAAGAUAUUAAAAUGAUGAUAACUAUAUUAGAAAUAAACUUAUUCACAAUUCUGAACACUUUUUCAAUAAACCGAUUGUAUUUGCACUGCGACGAUUAAUUCGAAAAAUACCAGUGAAAUAUUAUUAACUAGCAACUUGAAAAAAAAAUAAUUCUUAAAACAAUUCUAUUCUACUUGAUUAAUAAUGCUUUAAUAAGUCGACAUCGUGACGUACUUUCAAAAUACCAAAAAAAGUAAGGUUACCUCUUUGUAUUAUGUUAACUGAUAUGUCCUCAUUUGCUAUUAAAAUAUGCGUCAAUGAUUAUAUUUAAAGAAGAAUUUGUUUCUAUGAAUCAUUGUUAGCAACACAUAACAACUUAGACAAACACAUUUUUAUUUUAGAUUUUUUUACUAAAUAGAAAAAUAUUUAGGAACAGAGCCAUACUAACCAUUAUCAGUUGACAAUGAUGCAUUGGCAUUUUAUAAAAUGGUUUCUAUCGAUGAUGAUAAUUUUACUCGAAAUAUUUUCAAGUUUUGUCAAUGGUCAAAGUUGUAGACCUUUAAAAUACAUGGCCGAUAGUUACAUCAAAUUGGUCAAAUUGUUCUGUUCUUUCUGAUGGAGUAUGUUAUUUAAUGUAUUAACAUAUAAUAUAUAUAUAUUUAAAUCCUUUUUUUAGACUGUAACAGUAAACAAUGUUUAUGCUCAAUGUAUGUUUUUAAAUGUUCCUAUUGAUUGGAAUACAACGAAUUUGACAACAUGUACAGAAACUAUUGAAUUAUAUGUUAAACGUUAUUUUAUCUUCGGAUAUGAAAAUAGUUCUCAUCAUUUAUGGCGAAUCCCAGGUGGUGGUGGUGCUCCAGUAUCUACUUUAGAAUUUGAAGCUAUUGGUGUUGUUAGUGCAUUAAAUGGUUCUGUAUCAAUAUAUGUUACAGAUAAACGUAGUGUUGGUAAAAGUAGUUUAUUAGAAUGUUCAAUAUCAAUAGUUAAAAAUUUUACAGCUUGUUUAUCAUAUAUAAAAGAAAAUGAAUAUCGUUUAAAACAAAAUACAUAUACAAAUACUGCACGUGAUUUAGAAUAUAUUCUUAAAGUAAUUAUUGGUAAUAAUCGUCAAUAUUUAAAAACAAAUCAACGUGUUAUAUUAAUGGGAUCAAGUCAAGGAACUUAUCUUUUACAACGAUAUCUUUAUAUUACUCAAGAUGUCGAACAAGUUGAUGGAGUUAUACUUGAUUCUGUAUUAUCAACUGAUAUAACACGAUUAGUUUAUGGUGAUACAUUUUUAAAUUAUAUUUUCUUAGAUUUAUUUACACGUUGUUCACAAGAUGAAGAAGGAUGUGCCAAAUAUUUUGAAGAUAAAAAUUCAAUGCGUGCACUUUAUACUUAUAAAAUGAAUGAAGAUUUUCAAACAAAUUCAUCUUGUCUUUAUCAAUUAAAAAUAACAACAACAGAUAUUGCAAAAAAAAUGUCAUAUAUUUUUUAUCCAAAUAUAAUGCAACUUUUUCCUGCAUUAAUCUAUCGAAUAAAUCGAUGUAAUUUAGAUGAUUAA